UGCUGCUAUUUGCUAAUGCCCACCAAAUACCAAAGUGUAUUAGUAUUUUUUGUAGUUUGUACCCACUAUCUCUGAUCCUUUAUCUACGACGACAAAGGCGACCGAUUUAUAAAGCUAAUUGUUUCAAGUAGACAAUACAAUUAUUGAGUUAUAAUAACAUAGAAACGAAUAAACGAUACACAGUUGUUCACCCGCACCGUUCUAGAUAUUCUAUGCUGGCUACUGUUUUUUCCCUACGAUCUGAAAUCAAGUCAUUCCGUACUGUAUAGUUGCAUCCCACUAUUGACGAGGAAGUAAGUACCUAUAAGGUUCGAACGAGCUUUCCAGCGGAUUUCUAUACACAUGCGGUUAGCUCAAAUCAAUUCGUCUAUUGUACGAUUACUGUUCUAACAAGUGUAAUUCACAUUCACUGCUGCAAUCAUGUACUCAUCGUAUCAACUGUUGUUGGCCAUUGGAAUGGUCAUCACAGGAUCCAUCAACACGCUCAGUGUCAAAUGGGCUGAUAAACUUCAAGCUAAAGGUUCAGAUGGAAAAGAGCAUACAUUUGACCAUCCAUUUUUUCAAUCGUUAACCAUGUUUUUUGGAGAAUUUUUGUGCUUGUUGUUCUUUAAAUUGGCUUAUAGAUACCACGUAAAAAGACAAUAUCCGAUUGAGGAUAGUGCAAUAGUUAAAGGCAACCAACAAUUCAAUCCAUUUUUGUUCUUUGUGCCGGCAAUGUUUGAUUUGGUUGCUACCUCCCUGAUGUACAUUGGUCUCACAAUGACUUUUGCGUCUAGUUUUCAAAUGUUAAGAGGUGCUGUAAUAAUAUUUACUGCUAUAUUUUCAAAAAUGUUUGUCCAUCGACAAGUAUCUGUUCGCCAUUGGUUGGGCAUAUUUACAAUAAUUAUUGGUUUAGCCACAGUUGGUAUAUCAGAUUUAUUGUCAACUGAUCCAAACUCAAAAUCUACUAAUGAAAUCAUUCUUGGUGACUCAUUGAUUUUAUUUGCUCAGAUUAUUACAGCUGCUCAAAUGGUAUACGAAGAGAAAUAUGUUGUUUCAAAUGAUAUUCCACCGUUACAAGCUGUUGGUUGGGAAGGUCUAUUUGGAUUCCUGAUGAUGAGUAUACUUUUAGUACCAUUUUAUUAUAUCAAUGUCAGUCCUCCAUUUGGUGGUAAUAACUCUCGCGGAGUUAUUGAAGAUUUUCCAGAGGCCAUUACUCAAAUAAUGAACAACAAAUGGAUUUUAGUUGCAUUAAUUGGAAACAUAAUCAGCAUUGCUUUUUUCAACUUUUCUGGUAUAAGUGUUGCUAAGGAAAUAUCUGCAACUACUAGAAUGGUAUUAGAUUCCAUUCGAACAUUUUUCAUUUGGACUUUUUCAUUAGCAGUUGGCUGGCAAACAUUCAAUCCACUUCAGCCUGUUGGUUUCCUGUUGUUGCUUAUUGGAAUGUGCAUUUACAAUAACUUAUUGAAAGCUGUGCCCAGAAGAUUGAGAACUGUUGUACACUAUCCUACAGACGAACCUAUUAUUGGAGGAGAACCUUAAGAAAAUAUGUACAUCUGUGGAUGUUCAAUUAUGACUUCUUUCAAGUAAUAUCAAAAUAAGGAGCUAAUAGAUGAACUGAAUAUUAAUGCACUUAUAGUAUGUUUUUAUAUUAUAAUAAUAUAAUAUUAGUUAUUUAAUUUAAUUAUUCAUUCAAUACUCAUUACAUUGAAUAGAUUAUUACUUAACCAAAAUACAAUAUGAUAUAUAUAUAUAUAUAUUUGUCAGUGUAUUUUAUAUUCAAUGUUUUUUUUUAAACUAAAUAUUGUAUAAUUUAGUACUAAAAAUUGUAGUUUAAUUGAAAACUGCUUUAGUUAACACCAAUAUAGAUUUGAAUCAUUAAAUGUUGUGAUUUAGCAAACUGACAAAUGCUAAAGUAUUUAAGUAUAGGAAACAAUAUACCAAUUAAGUGUUUUAAAAAUAUUAUAGUUCCUUAUUUUUAUUUUUAUUAUUUUUUAGAAUAUUAUUGAUUUAUAAUUAAAUUAUUAUUCCUCAUAGAUCUUUCAUUUGGUGAUUUUGGCACCAACAAGUAACAAUACUUAAUAUAAUAUAUAUAUUCGAUAAUGUUGUUAAGUUAUUUGUUAUAGUACUUUAUUGAGCUUUA
This is a messenger RNA of Diuraphis noxia (Russian wheat aphid), 2122 nucleotides long. It is a transcript of the gene Tango9, whose product is annotated as transport and golgi organization 9. Gene Ontology annotation, molecular function: pyrimidine nucleotide-sugar transmembrane transporter activity. The record is from RefSeq and is a predicted model, not a curated record. Lineage: Eukaryota; Metazoa; Arthropoda; Insecta; Hemiptera; Aphididae. Gene Ontology annotation, cellular component: intracellular membrane-bounded organelle; Golgi membrane. Gene Ontology annotation, biological process: pyrimidine nucleotide-sugar transmembrane transport.